Plasmodium coatneyi is the source of this 4731-nucleotide messenger RNA. RefSeq lists its product as uncharacterized. Gene Ontology annotation, cellular component: nuclear envelope; cytosol. Gene Ontology annotation, molecular function: small GTPase binding. The transcript has 3 exons. NCBI's taxonomy places the organism in Eukaryota, Apicomplexa, Aconoidasida, Haemosporida, Plasmodiidae. Gene Ontology annotation, biological process: protein import into nucleus. Bases 1 to 4731 code for a protein of 1576 amino acids. The record is from RefSeq and is a predicted model, not a curated record.
AUGGAGGGGGGGGAGAGUGGCCCGGCCCACAUGGGCCCCGCAAAUGGGACGCAGGAACUUCCGGAAACGCAGGGAGCGAUUGCGCCGACUGUUGCGGUUCCCCCGCAGAGUGCUCAGGUGCUCACCCCGCAACACCAGCAAAUCGUAGACGCGCUAUAUGACACGUGGUCGAACGACCAGGAGCGUAGAAAGGAGUCCGAGCGAAUACUGAGCGAAUGCGAAAAGGAAGAGCACUUCAUUCUAUACCUUCUAGACAUUUGCUGCCUCACAGAGGUGCACAACAACGUGCGGAAGCUGGCCAUCAUAUACUCCAAAAAUUUGGUGAGUCGUUUCUGGAACUGUAAGGACCUCUUCCAUUUUAGUAACGAUAUAAAGAAAAUGGUGAAGGAGAAAAUUCUGACCAUCCUGGCCAACCGGAGCACCGUGAGUUAUUACUACAAGGAGUUUUCCAUCCUUCUGAGGAAGGUGGCCAGAUACGAAUUGGUGAAUAAUUUCCCCCAGCUGCUACAGUUCUUCGUUCAGGAAUUGAGUGCGUUUGGGGGUGGGGACAACCCGAACAGCUUCGGUAGCCCCGGUACCCUCGACUUCCGCUACACCAUGGACGGCCUUUGCAGCCUAUACAUCUACAUGUAUCUCCUGUACAAGGUGCUUCGGGAGCAGUACAGCAAGAAGCUGCUAAAAGACAAGAAGGAAACUUUCCAUAUUUCGCAGAAGUUUAUCGACUGCCUUUACCCCAUCUGGGAAAACAAUCUGAAUAUGCACUUUCAGCGCAAUCUGAACGAAGCGUGUAUGUGUGGCAGUGAAGGCACGUGCAACAAGUGCUUUGGGGAGUACAGCGUUGUGAUGGAGCUUGAGGCGAAGCUGACAUUCUCACCAGGUGUAAGUUCCGCUGAAUGUGUGCCCGUCCAGGGGAGGAGGAACAGCAGUAGUGUUGACGGGGGCGAGUCCAGCGAUGUGCAUUACGCGGGGGAACCAUCAGCUGGGGGGAGUGACGCCUACUGUUGCCACUUUAACGCAGAGAGCGACAAAAAGGUGAAGAUCCUCAAGUUCAUGGACAGCAUUCUGCUGAAUUUAAUUAUCAGUAGGGACGACGUUCAGAGGGAACAUGGGAGAAUCUGCCCAGGGGGGGAGGGUCGCCUAGAGGGUGGUCACUCUGAACAGCGUGGCCAAUCCCAGCAGGAUGACCACUCCCAAACGGAUGGCGAGUGCGCCCUGCGAAAGAAGCCCUUCCUGGAUUGCCUGGCCAACAAAACUAUAUUCUACCUCAAAUUCGUGCGCAAGGAUUCCCCGCUAUACUACCUAAAGUACUUGAAGUUCCUGCUGAGUAGCUUCCUCCACAUUAUUGAAUUUCAGAGUGCCUUACAUGAGUAUAUAAAAAAAGACACCACGGAGCAGUUUAUCUGCCUGUUCUUGAAGAAGCAUCUGAGUAAAGAUCUAUACAUAAACAGUGACUGCUAUGAAAGCAAAUUUGUAGACAUCAUUAACAUAUGCAUUGGCAUCCUGAAGAGUCUCUUCUACCACUUCUGCUUAAGUCAGUACAACAUGAUAAAGCAAAAGAAGGUCCGAGAAAAUUACCUAACGGUAAAAAGUAUGAUUAGCAAUCAGAGUACCUUCAACGAAAACUAUACUGAAAAAACAGACCUGCAGACAAAAAUUAUUAACACCCUAGUGGUGAACAUUAACAAUCUGGAGAAUGAAAACAAAAAAGGGAGGGUAAAUAAAAACUACACCUUUAGGGAUAUACUGACAUAUAUAAGGGAGGAGGUGAAGUACGCACUGACUAGCGAUGACUAUAUUUUAAUGCACAAUCAGAAGGCCCUGGAGAUAUUUGAGUUCUUGAGGACGCACUGCAUUAACAUGUCCGCUGAGCAAAUCAUGGAUAUUAUGCUGAAUGUUAAGGAUAAAGAUGGACAUGAAGUGGAAGAAAAUAUCUUCUACUCAUCUGCAAGAGAAUGCAUUAUCGAAAUAGCAUCCGAGCCUUUUCUCUUCUCAAUCUUUAGUCACUUCUUCGAACCCUUAAUUAACUCCCUACAUAAUUAUGUUCACAUGAUUAAGUCCGUUCCGGACAACUUGAAGGACCUACAGGUUCCAGAAUUUUCUGAAUCAAUUAUUGAGCUGGAUGGAUACUUAAAUAUUUACUACGUGUUGUAUUCAUCUUUACAUAAGAAGAUAAAAGCGGAGCAUAUCCUUUGCAUGAUUCAGUUUUUCACCGAUUACUUGUCCAUUGAGUUCACCCACCCCUUGGUCAGUUACCGCAUUGCUUUAAUAUUAAAAGUGUGGAUUAAGAAUUACAAGGCUUCCUUUCCCUUCAUUGAUGAAGUGGCUGUGCUCAUUUUUGAGAACAUCCGCUUGUUGUGCAUGCACUUGUCUCCCAAGUGUGUCGUGGGUUCUCUGCUUCGGACCCAGCCCUCAUCAGGUGGCUUGGGCAAGAGGGACGCUCCCCCGGAAAACCACUACGCCGCCAUGUCAGCCAAUUUCCUCCCUCUCGUCUUCUUCAAAUUUGUCUGUUUGUUCAACUACAUAUUUAAGUAUGAGUAUGUUUACGAGAACUACGACUUUAUUAACGAGAUUCUGGUGGGCCCCCUUAUAAGUCUCCUCACACAGAUCGCCUACCCAAAGAGCAUCCAGAAGAUCCUGCAGAUCCUCAGCCAUAUCGUCUUCAUCAGCAACAAGGAAAAGGACAUAACAAUUUUCAAGGACAACUACAACUUUCUGCUAGAUCUCUAUAAGACCAGCAACCUCUCCAUCAAGGAGUACAUGCUGAACAUCCUCGUGCAGAUACUGAACAAGAAUUACGAGUUUGGCUCUGGCCUGGUGGAGUUCACCCCCCAAGGAGGGCGACGCCAGGAUGUAAAUACCAACUCUGCCUCCAUAAACACCCGCGGUGAUGGCAACCACAACCAGAGUUAUUACGCCCCACAGGGUGGGUCAUCCCCCCACGGAGGUGUACCCAACAAAGGGGGCGAUGAUUAUGUACUUUUCUACUUCAGCUUUGACGUAAUAGAAUAUACCAUACUGGGGAGGAAAACCACUGAGCAGUUUUCACCCCCAGGUGAAGGUAGACAGUAUGCACUGAAUCCCCGCGCCCUCCUCCCGUGCGGAGGAGACAAUGAAGUAAAUUUAUAUGUAGACCAAACCAUUAGCGACAGUUUCUACACACUGUGGUUGUGUAAUCUGAAGAUCAUUUCUAAAUUAUUCUCCGCAAAAAAUGAGGAGAUAAUCAAGAGGGUGUGUUCCUUGUAUGUGCGGACGGUCCACGUGAUAAGCGAGCACUUUAAGAGGAAAGUCUCAAGAGAAACGACGCACGAAAUGAGUAGCUCAUGUUUUGAUGUCCUCAUGGAAUACAUGUGUCUGUUCAUCCUUCACGAGACGCACACUUUUUACUUGACGUACGAAUCUGCCUCAACCAACGUGCUGACUAACGAAAUCUUGAAACCCCAAUUGCUAGCAAUUGUUAGAAAUAACUUUACCCUGGAUGAUGAUGGGAACACGGAGAGAUGCAUCUACGUUCUGCACGUCUGCAUGGGUUUGUAUAAAAAUAGACUGAAGGACGACAUGCCCAUUCUUUACAACUAUGUGACAAACUUUGUGAUCAUAUACUUACUGAAGGUGGUGUUGAAGUACAUGGGGAAGUUCUUCCCUCUGUAUACGUGCUUUGAAGGGUCACCCAAGGGGGGUAAAAGCAGCGAGAAGGAAAGCGAAAAGGAAAGUGAAAAGGGUAGCACAGGGCAUCUACAGGGGGACAGACACGCAGAGCUACUUUCGCAAACGGAGGGACACGUACCGAAGACGGACAAGGAAGAUGCAACCCACCACAAGUUCAUGACGCACAAUGAAAGGCAAACGAAAUACAUAUACGACAAUGUGCUGUCUUAUCAACGUGAAGAAAGUUUCGAUACCCACUUUGGCCUGCUCCAAAAUGAUCUGAAGCAGCUUCUAGGGAUGGAAUACCUAAAGGACUACGACCUCGGAGCGGCCUUCAAAAAUUAUAACUUCUACACAGUCAACGAGGAUAAUUACACCUAUGUGAACAAGCACACGGUGCUUACACUGAUAGCUAUUUUGUCACUGGAUGAAUCUUAUCUACUCCAUUAUAUUUUAAUUUGUUUCCUAGUGUACUUUCGAAUUAAUGUACCUCUGUUCCUGUCCUCCAUCUUUUGUCAAGCCCAGUACAUACACAACAAGAGCGUCAUGAUGGCACUCCUGCUGUUCAUUUAUGUACUCACGGAAAAUUAUCUUUUUCGUGACUUUGUGCCUUCCCUGGUCAGAUCCCACUUACGAACCACCUGCAGUAGUAGCACCCCCUACCUGGAAGAACUCCUCAACGACAAGAACAAAUCCUCUGACCUGUUCACCUGCACACGGGAGGACUACACAUUUCUCAUCAUACAGCUGCUUAAGCUGAUUAAUACGAUACUGAACACGAGCAGGGACAUCUACAUUGAGAAGAAGAACAUCCUCCACCUGAACACCGUUUCGUCCAACUUGAGCGCAACGAAAAUGUACCACUCCGCUGGAUACAACUGCGUCAUGCGUGGAGUACUAAAGUACGACGACCUCCCGGGCGUGUGCAACAAAACCCUCGAUAACGUCCUGACCUUCCUGUUGGACGUGAAGGAUCAGGACGACCGAAACGAGACAAGCGGCAUUGUUAACUACUUGCGGGAAAACGUCGAGGGCAUGAACGUCGCCCUCGUCGACAUGUACAAGAAGUACUUGGGUUAUCAAUAG